AUGGCAUCCUCCAUGAACAAGUACUGGAUCCCACACCAGGAUAUUCAUAGAAGGGUCAUCACCCAAGAGCUCCAGUACUACCUGGGUCCCCAGGCCACCGUCCGCCCUUAUACGUUGGAGGGAGAGGAUGGUUUCCUCAUCACCACCCCCGGCUCUUGCCUGACAGAUGAACAAAUCGAUGAUAUCUGUCGAAAAUCAAAGGAUCUAUGGGAUCGACAGGCGGCCGCCAAAGUCCAGCAGAAUCCAGAAAAGCCACUAAAGCGACCGUUGCACCAGCCCAUCAUCGUUUCCAGAGGGGCACCCAGGGACGCUCGACGCCACCGCGAUCGUCGUUGA
This is a messenger RNA of Fusarium keratoplasticum, 336 nucleotides long. RefSeq lists its product as uncharacterized. Lineage: Eukaryota; Fungi; Ascomycota; Sordariomycetes; Hypocreales; Nectriaceae. The record is from RefSeq and is a predicted model, not a curated record. Bases 1 to 336 code for a protein of 111 amino acids. The transcript is spliced from 3 exons.